AUGAAUUUAGAGGAUAUAAAUUCAAGUUUUGAAAAAAAAAAGAAAAUUAAUGACAAAGUAAAUUAUGAUUAUACAAAUAAUAAUAACAUAACAGAAAGCAACAUAAAUGAUAAAAAUGAGCAUAUUAAUAAUAUAAGUGAUAAUAAUACUAAAGAGAAAGAUUUAAAUAGCAAUGCUUCGAAUGACAAUAAUUUAAAUAAUAAAAAUGAAUAUGAAAAAAGCGUAAGUAAUAGUAAUGAAAAAUCUGAAAAUUUGCAAUAUCAAAAGGUAUUUAACAAUAUUGUAUCUAGUAGAGAUUUAAAAAAUAAAGAUAAUGAAGAUGAGUAUGGAAAAAAUUUCGUUAAUAAAAUGUGUAGUAAUCAAAAUAGAAGUGAUGAACAUGUUGAAAAAAUUUCAUCAGAAGUUGAAUGUGCUAUAUGUAUGAAACUUUUAAUUGUACCGGUUACAAUACCAUGUGGUCAUAAUUUUUGUAGAGACUGUUUAGAAAAAGCUAAAGAAUAUAAAAAUUCUUGUCCACUAUGUAGAUCAAAUAUGGGGGACAAAAAAAACAUAAACAUACUGUUAGGCGAGUUAAUUAAAGAGAGAUAUCCUAUAACAUAUGCAAAAAGAUUAGAAGAAAUAGAAAAUUUAAAAAGAGAAAAAGAGAAUAAAAUUAUGAAACAAAGGAAUGAAGCUAUUAAAAAUGCUUCAAUAAUUCCUAUAUUUAAGAUUCCAUUAAUAUUUGGACCUUAUUUCCCUGGGGAGGUUUUUAGUUUAACUAUAUAUAGCGUAAAAUUUAUGAAUCUUAUUCAAUUUAUAUCUCCUGAAGGAAUUUUUGCAAUUGCAUCAAAUAAAAAAAAUAAUGAUAAUAGUAAAGUAUAUGGUAUUCAUGUAAAAAUUUUAGAACAGAAAAAAACUAAUCAAGUUUUUUACAUAAAAUGCAUAGCUAAUUUUCGAGUUAUUUUAUAUAAUUUAACACAUUUUAUUGAGUAUGAAAAUUAUGUAGCUAGUCAUUCUCCUAUAUUUGAUGAAACAAUGCACAUAAAUUUAGUUGAAAAUAAUUUAAGAAGUUGUAACAGUAAUAAAAGCAAUAUGGUUAAUAUAGGAUUAGAAACAAUACAUAAUUUAAAAAGGUUAUUAAUUCAAGUAGAAAAUGAGGAAGAUUCCAAUUUAAUUUCCGAUUAUUAUAGACAUUAUAAAAAUAUAACAAAUAAUAUAGAAAUCACUGAUUCUAAUAUUUCUAGUGUUAUUAAAUAUUAUUCUUGUGUAAUUUUAUCUAGAAUAUGCUUAUUAUGCAUAAAAAACCAACUAAACCGUUUUGGAAAGUCAGGUAUUAGACUAUUUAACAAUAAAUUUAGAAAUUUAAAACUUGCUUCAUCUGAACCGUCCACUGAAGAAUUAGAAAUGUUUUCAUACUGCUUAAGCAGUGCAAUUAUAUCAAAAUCUAUACUAAAAUGGAAAUGGUUUAAAACAACAGAUACUAGUGAAAGAUUAGAAAGUAUAACUCAAUACUUUUUAAAAAAGAAAAAUAAAAGUAUUUUAGCACUUGAUAAUUCACGCUCACCUAUUAUUCAUAGAUUAUUUAUGUUAGAUUCUAUAACAUCAUCUUUAUCAAUUAUUAUCUUCGUUUUAAUCAUAAUUUUUGUUAAAUAUUUUGUAUAUUAA
Plasmodium relictum is the source of this 1644-nucleotide messenger RNA. Its product is annotated as conserved Plasmodium protein, unknown function. The transcript has a single exon. The coding region runs from base 1 to 1644 and encodes 547 amino acids. The record is from RefSeq and is a predicted model, not a curated record. NCBI's taxonomy places the organism in Eukaryota, Apicomplexa, Aconoidasida, Haemosporida, Plasmodiidae.